AUGACGCGCCAAAUAUCGACCUCCCUAAGAUUACGGUUUCUCUUCACCCUCGUGUUUGGUGUCUUGCCGCGCGCGGCUUUUAGGGUUCCAGGGGCCAUCAUCCGCGCAUGGUUGAGUAACCUGCCUCUAGGACCGGCCAUCUGGAAUGCAUUUGCCGGCUCUAUGAUGGUCACCAUCCCACCUGCCCAGCUUCAGGCAAUUCUACCAUCCACUUUCGACACAUAUAAUGCAUGGACGCUAGCUCAUGGGGACAACCCCCGGGUGGAUGUUUUGUCUGCCGACAAUUCAACUCGGCUGUUAUGGAUUGGAACAAAGAAAGCGAACAAGGUGGUUCUUUUCUUCCACGGCGGAGGCUAUGUGAUGCCCCUUUCUGACGGACACCUGGACUGGAUGGGGCAUGUCAGAAACGAGGCGGCCGAUUAUGGGAUUGAACUCAGUGUUUGCAUUCUCGAAUAUGGUUCGUGGCACGAUAUUGACGGAAAUGACACGGCGUAUACUGACGGCGCAGGCCUGGUACCCGCCAACCCGUAUCCAAGGCAGAUGGUGCAGGGAAUCUUUGCACUUAAGCAUCUCAUUGCCUCUGGAUGCAGACCAUCGGACAUUGUCUUCGGAGGAGAUUCGGCAGGAGGACACCUGUCCCUAAGCAUCUUGGCUCAUCUGCAUCGCCAUCGUCCCUCUGAACUGGCAGCAGAGAGUGUAAUUGACCAAGAUGAACCAGUGAAAGGAUGCUUCCUUGUAUCACCAUUAUCAUCAUUCAACUUCUGUACCCCCUCCUACAAGAGAUGGUUCAGUGCUGAUAUUUUAAGCCAAAAUGUUGUGAAGAAAUGGGGUAUGCACCUUGUGGGAUAUUCUCCCUGGCAGCAGGAGAUCUCUGCUGGUAAUGGCUGGGCAAUGGCCCUGGAUGUUCCUGAAAGCUGGUGGGAGGGCUUUGAGGCUGUCCAAGGUAUUCUUGUGACAGGUGGCUACGAAGAGGUUUUCAGCAACCACGUACAGCAGUUGGGCGAGAUGCUGAAGAGGAAUAGUAAAGGGAAAGUGACGCUGCACAUGGCGAAUGAAGCUCACGAUGGACCUUUGAUGGACUUUGCGGCAGCGAGACCUCCGAGUGGAACAACGAAGACCAUUACGGACUUUGUGAUAUCUUGUUUUAAAGAUUAA
Messenger RNA from Penicillium concentricum, 1155 nucleotides. Its product is annotated as alpha/beta hydrolase. Gene Ontology annotation, molecular function: hydrolase activity. NCBI's taxonomy places the organism in Eukaryota, Fungi, Ascomycota, Eurotiomycetes, Eurotiales, Aspergillaceae. The record is from RefSeq and is a predicted model, not a curated record. Bases 1 to 1155 code for a protein of 384 amino acids. The transcript is spliced from 3 exons.